Tigriopus californicus is the source of this 1363-nucleotide messenger RNA. Its product is annotated as uridine diphosphate glucose pyrophosphatase NUDT22-like. Bases 197 to 1207 code for a protein of 336 amino acids. Lineage: Eukaryota; Metazoa; Arthropoda; Copepoda; Harpacticoida; Harpacticidae. Gene Ontology annotation, molecular function: GDP-mannose hydrolase activity. The record is from RefSeq and is a predicted model, not a curated record. The transcript has 6 exons.
UGAAAAAGCCGUGCCUCUAGGCAUCUGUCACAACUCAUUUUGAUUAAUCCGACCGUUCAGGUUUGGUGGAUGUCUUGGUAUCUAAACUACCUCAAAAGAGCUCGAUGGGUGUGAACUGUUGUUAAGGGUCAUUUCCAUACCUAUUGAUAAGCACGUUACCCUUGAAGACAAAAAAGAAUCAAUCACAUCCCCAACGAUGCCAAUAGUCGUGGAAAAAAACCUUUUUGCUGGUCGAGUCGAACUAGAUUCCAUCUACGACACCGCCCAUCCUGAAAAGGGGCUUCUGGAGAGCGAUUCAGGGAUUGAUUACGACGUUCAUUCAUUUGGGCGGAACACAAAUCGGGCGGAUCAUGAGGCAGCCAUUGAAGCUCUUUGGCAUGAGAAAACCUCUUCCGGUCAGACUCGGGUUUACAACGCCUCCAAGUUUCGCCUGAAAGGCCUAGAAGUGAAAUCGAAGGAGAGCCAAUUUGUGCUGAAAGUGGGCUUAACCGAUUAUCGGGACCUUUUAGGGACUCACUAUUCGAAGCUUACGAAUCAGAUGGUACAAGACGGCUUAACAGACAGUGAUGGCAAGGAUCCUUACAUGUACAUGAGCAACGGGAUCGGAGUGGGAGCCGUCACCCUGACCAAAGAUGAUUUCGUGGUUUUGGUGAAACGCGCCGGAUGGACGGGUGAGGGAGCACACAAGAUUGACCGGCCUGGAGGCCAUCCUGAGCCGGAUUUAGUCUGGGAAGCUGUCAAUGGGCCUUCAAAGGCUCAUUCAUCACCCUCGGGCUGUCUAGAUUUGAGCUUGUACUCGAAAUUGGAUUCUGCCCUGGUCUUGUCUGAGAUUUUCCAAUCCCCCUGCCACGAACUUCGGGACGAAAUCAACAUUCCCAUUGAGGACCAAUCGCCACCCGAGCUCUUGGGCCGGAUUUUGUCCACUCAGGCCGGGGGCCGGGUCAGCCUGGAUUUCCUUAUUCAUCUCCAAUUGGACCGAUACGAGGUGCAGUCGAGAUACGCCAAAGGAACGCAAAGUGAGGCAGACGAAUCCGAGAAUCUGAUUUUUAUCCCCGUGGUCCAAGUGAAGGAUUGGUGCGUGGAUCAAGAGAUGAUCCACAAUAUGACCGAUCAUUGCUUGGGCGGUCUCAGAUUGUUCCAUCUGUUAUUGAAGCGAUCCGCUCCCACACCUACUACUACUACUACUACUUCUACUACUACUAGUUAAACCGCCAAUAGUCCGAGAAAAUUUCUACUCGAAGGCUAUGAACACGUUUAUGUUUAUGUAAUGUUAUGUUAUGUAAGAAAUACUGGGCGGGAUUAACUUUUGGCCGAGACGACCGUAGACAUGAAUCCAUGUUUAAAAAGAGCCCGUUAAACAAAU